Messenger RNA from Leptomonas pyrrhocoris, 10595 nucleotides. Its product is annotated as putative protein kinase. Lineage: Eukaryota; Euglenozoa; Kinetoplastea; Trypanosomatida; Trypanosomatidae. Bases 945 to 10595 code for a protein of 3216 amino acids. Gene Ontology annotation, biological process: protein phosphorylation. Gene Ontology annotation, molecular function: ATP binding; protein binding; protein kinase activity. The transcript has a single exon. The record is from RefSeq and is a predicted model, not a curated record.
AGUACAACGCGACGUAGAAAGAAAGAAAAUACUGCUCUUUUACACUGCGGUGCGAAGGAGAACCAUCGCGAGGUACCUUUGCUCUCUUUCCGUACGUGUUGUGUGCUGCCCCGUGGCAGAUUCAUGCGUUCAACACACACACACACACACACUUCCAGACUCACUUAGAAUAAUAAAGAAAGAAGAUCGACGACGACAAAAAAGAAAGGGGAAGGGCUCUAUAAAUAUCAACGAAUACCGCGCUGUGUACUAUCUGCCGAGCGUAGACACUGCACACACACACACACACACACUCAGUCUGUCGAGUUGAGCUCCUUCUCUGCGGCACGUGCGAGAAGAAGAAAGAAAUACUUACCAUUGUGAACUUAAAGAAGAACAGUAUUGUUGUUGCGGGGGUACCGCAUGCGUUUUGUGUUGUUUCCUUGUCUUUUCUUCUCUUUCCUUCCUUCCUUCUUCCGGGUUGUGCAGCACCGUCACUGGACUGCUGGAGUUACACGCGCUCCAUCGUGACUUUUCGGCUCUUUCUCUUUGACUUUAUUGCUGGCUGUUUUGUAAACCUACGGUUGCGUCUUAACACUUUUCUUCGCUUUUCUCUCGGCCUUUUUUUUGUUUUCCGGUGGAGCUGCUCCCUCGCACUUCUUCCUGCUUUCUUAGAACAUAUAUAUUAUUAUUAUUAAUAUUCUCUCUCUGUCGGUCUGUGCAUCUAUCCAGAACCUCAUCGCAUCUUCUUCUUCAGAGAGUUCUCUUUCUCCAUCUUCGGGGAGUUUCUGUGGGCGGCCCUUCUCCUUGACCGUCGCAGCAGUUCUCCUCUCCUCUCUUUCCUCUUUCUGUUUCCACACCGUCUUAGUCAAGCGUUGCCGCGAACACACGGAGUAUAUGUAUUAGUAUAUGUAAACGUAGGGGAAUUCUCUCUUUUUUUCCUUUUCCUUUUGUAUUGCUUGUACAUGCAGGAGGUUUAUGAUCCGAAUCGGGCCGCCGGCUCCUCAGCAGCUGGGCUACGCGCGCCACACGACUCUGCAAGCGCCAGCGACUAUCACCGCCGCCAUCGCGGCUAUACCGAUGUGGAUGCAGACGAUAGCUAUUACGCAAACGAGUUUCGCAGCGCACGGCGGGACUACUAUAGAAACGAAGACAACGAUCCACACAGCCCCACCUACGAACAACCGCAAGAGCGAAACACAAAAGCUGGUAGUAGUAGCACUGCUGCUGCUGCUGCUGGCACUGCAGUCGGCCAGGGCUAUGGAACCUCUGCAAGUGGCGCAGGACCCGGCAGAGCCGAUGAUGCACAUGCGGGGCCAUCACCAGGCACGAUACGUAAUCCGACCUACCCAUCAGCGGCCGCCGCCCCUCGAGCAGCCAGUGCUACCUAUGCCUACGGCACUACCACCGGUAAAGACCCUCCCCCUCAUGUCCCCGCGAGUAGCGGUGGCGGCACUUACUAUGACAGUUAUCGUAGUAAUCACGGUGAAGGCGCAGACCGCGACGAUGCGGACUGUGGAGGUUGUUGUAGUGGCACGCAUGCAGUUUUUUGCCGGGCCUUUUCCUCUCGCACCAUCGGCGUCGCGCUGAGGAGCUCGACGAGCCAGACGUCGCCUGGGUUUCUGCUGGCCCUGAUCGGUGUCGUAACGGGACUGCUGCUCUUCAUGCCGUGGUCUGCGAAUCCCGUGCACAUUGUGUUUAUGGCGCUUUCCGCCGUGAUCGGGUGCGUCUGCGGACUGCUGUACUGCGCGGCAGAGCGACUGUGGCGACGCCGGCAGUCCCUCAAUGCCGUCCCGUGGAAGACGGUUGCCUACCCCACACCACUGCAGCCGGGUCGUGAUGUAGCGCAUCCGUCUGGUGGUGAAGGAGGUUCCACCCAACACGCACACCGCCGCCGCGGCCUUUUCUCUCGCCUUUGCUGUUGCUGCUGGUCUUCUCCUCCUGCUACUUCCGCCUCUUCCCGCGGCCAAAUAUGGAGUGAACUCGCCGGCGAUGGGGAGGACGGUGCAUGCCGGGGCGGGACCGGCUACAUUACCCGCCAGCACUUCCGCAUUGUGCUGCCCACGGUGCAGCUCUUCCUUCUCGGCGUGCUCGUGCUCGUCUCGCCGCAGGUGAUGGCCACGUGGACGGAAGCAAACACCGCGCGUGCGACGGGGUCGGCGAACGGGAAUGCGAUCAUCGCCGCCCCCGCAAGCCGAGGCGGGUCCCGCUACGGCGCAACGUUGUACCCGGUGGAGGUGGUGUGGAAGGCCUGCCUGCUGCACGCGUGGAUCGGCAUGGGCUUCGCCAUUCCGCUUCUUUGGAUGCUCUUGGUGGGCUUGGCUCACAUGGCAGUUCUGUUAGCGCAGAGCCAGCACACGGGCGCCGGCACGCUGCUGACCUUGGUCGUGUGGAUGUCAGUGCCGGUGGUUUGCUUCCUCUUCCUGACCUGCAUUAAGGGGCCUCGCCGCACCACGUGCUUUACAGCGCACCCGUCCAACACGCUGCAAUACCUCGCAUCGACAGUGGCUGAGCCACCAUCUAUGCAACAUGGAGUCAGGGGAAGCGGCGCCCCACCCAACGGGUACACGAGCAGUGCAGCCGUCUCCUUUUCUUUGAUAGCUGGUGGAGGAGAGGCGCUGCCCCCACCUCCGCCUGCCGCCGCUUACGCGAGUGUGCAACAGCCACAGCUUUCGAACGGGGCACCGCAAGUCGGGGGGUACGCGAGCCUUGUUCGCGGCGGUGUCGGUGACGCCUACGGUGGCUACCCCUCUCCUAACAGCCGACAGCGUUUUCUAUACAGAAAUCGCCCUGGCAUGCGCUACCCAGACGGCUACCACGACGGCAGCAACGGCGGGCAAGCGCUCUUGCAGCAGCGGCCCCCACGCUUUGUGCCACCGCGUCCACUAAGAGGAAUCCCCAACGCGGUGGCCGUCACAAAGAUAGGGCCGGGAGGACACGUCGAGACAGCGCAUGGCAACGGCGCUUUUGCGGCUGGAGAGUCCUUCACGCCGUUGUACUCCCCGCCCUCCUCUUCCCCUGCUCCGCAGGCAACGGUAGCAAGAAAUGGCAGCGCCGAUGGCGGCCGUCCGCGCCUGUUCGCCCCACCGGCGCAUUCUCCGGUAGAAAUGAAAAGCACGGCGAGCGGCAAUGCACCUCCGCGCGUCUACGAUGGUGUGGGAUACCGCCAUGAUGACGACGGCGGCAACGGUGAGGAUGAAGAAGAACGUGGCGUGUUUCGGGAGAGGGACCGGGGUGAUGGCGAAGGUGAUGCUUCGGCCGCGGUGUCCCCCCCGCAGUCCCCUGCACCUCAAGCGAAGAGCGGCAACGCCGCGCCGAGGUCGUCCGACCAGCAGGCGAAUAAAAGCGUUUGUCAUCUGCGUGCUGGUAACCAGCAUCCGCCGUUGCCGGGCGCGACAAAACCCACUACUGGUGAGCGGGGAAUGCCUGCGGUGGACGCCGAGCACACACGUAAUGAACGAAGGGCGCUAGAGACGGAGGCAGCGGUAGAAGGCGGCGUGGGCGGUGUAAACGACGACGACGACGACGGCGAGGAUGCGAUGUACGCGGACAUGCCGGCUGGUGUGUCUCUCGAAGACGCUUGUGCCCCCUACCUCGUUCUCAACUCCGAAUUGGUGAUCGUGGAUGUGAGCCCGCUGCUGUGCCGUCUGCUCGGCACCGACGUUGGCGCGCUCAUGUACCGAUACUUACCCGACACGCUGGCGUGGUUGGAGGUGGUGGAGCAGGAAGGCGUGCUGCAACUUGUGAAGGAGGUACGCGAGGCGGCGCUUGCUGCGAAUGUCGCUGCCAUUAACGCAGCGCAGAAGAAGAAAGGAAAGGCGGCAAAGCAAGAUAGUGCGGAGCCAAAGAAAACGGCCAAUGUGGAGGACGCCAAAGGACCAGCCGGCAUGGAUCCGCAUGUGAGAGGAGAUGCAAAUCGCGUGGCAGAGGGCGCGGUGGUGCGUCGCGUGGUGCUGCGCGGACAUUGCCCGUAUUUCUACGCAGAUGCACACAACGUUGCCGCCGCACCCACGCACGCUGAGCAGAAGGACGCAGAUAGAGGAACAGCACCAGGGAAGGAGAGAAGCGGAGCAGAGGCCGCUGUCUCUGCUGAUGCUGCGGUGGCGACGGCCCCCGUGGCACGAAGUCGCCCCCCGUUUGCUCUGUGCUUUGACACCUGGGCGGAGAUGCUGGCCGGACCGGAUCGUACGCCGCCACCCACCAAAGGUAAAAAGGGCUCCUCGAAGCUUUCCUCGCAAGCAACUGACGUUGGUGGUGGUGGUGGUGCCCCACCCAUGGUCAUCAUCCUCCGCCGGCCGCUCCUCCACGGGCUCUGCGAUGCCCUGCCGCUGCCCUUCGGCCUCGUGCAUCCCAAAACCGGCGAGGUGCUGUGCUGGAAUGUUUGCGCAGCGCGGCUCACCGGCUGCUCCGCGUACGACAUGCUGGGCACCUCCGCGUACAGCAACUUCGUGUACGAGACACCCGCCAUCACGGCCACGACGACCGCGUCCGCCGUUGCCGCGACGGCGGCGUGGCCCAUCGACCUGGACAACGCGCCGCCGUCGUUCAAGAACUUUGCCCUCCCCUCGCCGUCGCUCGCGCACGAGAGCGUGGGGGUGCCGCCACCCUUGGCGGACGUCGCCCCUGGGCCUUCUGCAGGCGGUGAGGUUGCCUCGCAAGGGCACCCCGUUCCUGCCGGUAAAUCAAACCGCGGCGCGGGGCAGGCGCACGAGUCCUUUUCGUUCUCCCUGCAAAAUCGCCAGCACUCAGGACAACAAGGGGAGGCAGAGUCACCGACGGCGGCAGCGCGGCCGCCCCGUCGUGGUGCACCGUUGCUGGGCUUCUUCUACGCCCGAUGCACGCCGGCCGCGGCGGUGAGCACGGCGUACGAAGGCGGCGUGAUGGCCGGUAGCGGGCCUUUUGUUGUGGGUGGCGGAGGGGGAAAUACCGGCCCAACCGCCAACGGUGGUGGUCGCGGCGGGGUUGCCGGGGGCGUAGUUAACCUCUGGGAUCGACAGUCCUUGCCCUCUGCUACUCCCUUCCAGUCGGCGCUGCCCAACGCGGAAGCCGGCGGCAUCUUGCUGAAUGCCUCACGGCCCAACCCCCCACCACCUCCCCCUCCGCCGCCACCACCGCCGCCGUCCCUUCCUCCUUUCAGUAGCACGAAGGAAGGGCGUUCGCGCUCGUUUGGCCCAGACGAGGACGUGAACGUGGACGCGUCAUCCGUCGCCGACACCUGGCACCACGAAGGUGCGGAGAAGGGGCGCGGCCGACCGGCACCGCCGCGUGAAAGCAGUGAGAGCGAGAGGGGGAUCGAGGCAGAGGAGGACGAUGACGACGACGCAGGGGUGUGCGUGGCUGCCCCUGCCCGUGGGGGAUCCCCGGCCCUUCGCGGGAUGCUGUUUCGCGCGACCCUGCGUCCGCUGCGAGGGAUUUUGUGCAGUGAGGAGGGCGGGGUGGUCGAGAAUCAACUGAGUGGUCCUCUGCGGCCCCACCACGGCGGACUCCACGUGCACCGGGAAGGCAGGGAGCAGCAACGGCAGCAGCGGCGGCCGUCGGACUCCACCGAGGAGGUCGUCGGGCAGAGGACGCACACGAUGACAAGCGAAGGCGACGGCGCUGAGGUUCAUCCGGCCGGUCUGCGCAAGCGCAGGGAGGGCGGCAGCGAUGACGGCGGGGAGGCGGUUCUCUCCGGCCGUCACCUCGCCCGUCAGCAGGCACAGCGUCAGCAGCAACGGCAGCAGCGUCGACCACAACCUCCGCGUCAGCCGCGCUACGUGCACUCUCCCCAUCACCUCGUCACGUCCGAAGAAGAGGACGAGGAGGAAAGAGAGGUGGAGAUGAAAGAAGUAGAAGAGCUGGACGAGUCGGGGACGAACGAGGAGGAUGAGGAGGAAGAGGACGGCGUCUUCAACGACGAUCUGCCGGAGGCGGUGGCCGCGGCCAUGAUGAGCGGCAAGCCAAGUCUGGCCGCCACACUGGAGCAGCUUCUUUCCUCCAAGCUCGCCUUCCACGCGGACGCUGCGUGCGUGCAGCCGUCUGCUGCCACGGGGAUUGAGAAGAGCGUUUUCGGGUCUGGGCCGACCGGCAAAGACGGCCCGCGCCUCAGUUCGGCGUCCACGAUGACGACCACCACGGCAACCAUGGCCGUCUCCGCAGCGCUGCUGAACGCGGACGUCACGCCACAGUGCCCCCUCCGAUACGUUCUGCAGCGCCUUGUCAACAGUGACGCGCCGCUGCUGCUGACGCUGGCGGAGCCGCCCCUCUACGCAACACCGUGCAGCAACGCCGAAGCGCUCCUCCACGACUGCCAGCGCAAUCUUCGCGGCGUGGCCAGUGUGUCGCCGGAUGAGCGCAGCAGCGGUGCCUUCAUCGGCUUCGGUGGAGACACGAAUAACCUCAUCAAUAAUAGCCCCACUAACAACGCUGCUGGUGCUGGUGGUGGGUGGCACGGAGCCAACGAUAUGGAGAGCUACUGGGGCACCCCACCCUCGCAGCGGCGUUCACCUGUCUUGCGUCAACAACGCCCGCAGCUCCCGGCGCUGUGGGGAGACGGGUCGGCUAGCGUGCAGUACGUUGCAGAUGUGAAAGACGCCGUCGAGCACUACCGCCAGAGCAUCGAGGAGGACGCCAGCGGGUACACGGAGCUGCUCGGUUUGCUGUCCUUGACCGGGAACUUCAGUGGUGGCCGAGCGUACGGAGGCGGCGGCGCACGCGCGUCCUUCGCCUCUCAGGCCUCCUCCGCCGUCUUCGGCAGCAGCGGGCUGGACCAUCGAGCCCCGGUCGUCACCCCCGACGCGGCGCGACAGCUGCGGCUGCUCAAAGGGCUCUCCGAUCAGCUGCUCGCGGCGACUGCGGCGUACAACCGCACGCGGCAGUCGAUGGGCACCACCACUGCCGUGACGGCCGCUGCAAACAACCGCCAAGCCCGCGGCAUCGGCCGCAGAAGUCGCGGCACGCCGUGGUCUUCGCUGUCCUCGCCCUCCUUAGCCCCGGCGGUGCUGACCGCCACGGCGAACGACACAAGCGGGACCACCGUUGACCAAGACCGGCACCCCAUGAAAAGCUCCUACCCGUCGCUCCCCGACCCGGCGGCAGCAGCGGAGGCUGGCGGAGGUGUCCGCAGCAGCAGCCGUAAUACGCACCGGCAGGCCUUCCAGCAACUAUCGCGUCCCUUAAUGGUGACCCCAGGCGAGUCGGCGGUGACCCUAGGGGGCAGCGUCCCAUCGCCCCCUCCACCACCACCGUCGUUACAGCAGCAGCAGGGCUCCUGCGACGCCGCAGGAUCACGCCGCAACGAUGCACCGCAUCGCCGGCAGCCCGGUGAGCCGCCCUCGGCGAACAACUCCGGCGACGGCGUCGCCACCCGCAUCUACCGUGAUCCGACGGCCUUCGCCGCACCCAAAUCGAGUCACAGGAGCCGUAGCGAGAAGGGAAAUGCGGAGGUGAACGUUUCGCCUGCUGCUGCUGUAAUGACGGUGGUGGAGGAGGCGUCGAUCACCAGCAACCCACCGCGUGGUGGUACUCGUCCUCGUGCGGGCCACGAGAACGCCAGUGUUCACCCCACUGCCGCCACCACCCCCACAAACACUAGCAGCAAGAGCAAGAACGACAGCAGCAGCGCACCCACGGCGGGGGUGGUGAUGGUGGGGACAGCCGUCGGGCCCAGUGGCACCGACACAUCCCCCUCCAGCAACGCAGGCGCCGCAAAGCGACCUGGUACACGACGCACCAGCGGCACCAAAGAGGGUCAUAGCAGCAGCAGCAACAACAAUAGAGAGGCGAACCCGGCCAUGCCAAGUGCGGUGGGCCCGCCACUGACGGCAGCGUCCGACACCACGCCGGCCGGCUUUGCGGAUCGGCAUCAUUCGGGUCACCCACAGUCCCCAUCGCUCAGCACCCCCCGUGCGGCGACGGUGACCGCGGCGAUGGAGGCCACCCCGCAGACCGACGUCGACUCCCCACCGCCGCGGGUUGCGUCGACGAGCAGCGAGGCGGGCGGUGGGGGUGGGACAGCGAAGAAGGAAGACGCGACGGCGACGGCUCCAGCUGCCUUCCGUCGCUCCGCCACGUCACCGCGCUUCGUCAGCGCUCGCCUGCUGAGUCCGUCCUUGGCUGCGGAUGAAGUCCUGGAGGUGGAGUCAAGCGGCUAUGGCAACGGUCUCGCCUCGAGUGUGCUGGCCAAUGUCGAUGACACACAUGGUGUCACCACGCAGGGCGGCGGCGGCGGCGGAGCGGCAGCAGCAGCCCGCAAGAAGGGCGCGGCUGCAUCGUGGCGACGCUCCACGACAGCGCUGGAGAGCUCCCACGACGCCCUCCCCUCCAGCGUGGGGCUGCUCCCGACGAGUAACAGCGCAUCUCCGGCUGGCGGCAGCGGGGGCGGCAACGGCGGUGGUGGCGGCACGAACUCGUCCUCUCCGCACCCGACCCGUCCAAAGAGCCACAGCGCGGCCUCCGUGACGAACAGCACCACUCCCGCCGGAGGGACCGCAGCGGCGAACACCCGGGGAAGGUCGCACCGCGCGAGCGACGGCGCCGUCUGGGCCGUCUUGGUCUCGCGUGACGAAGCGACGAUCCCGUCAUGCCGCAUCAGUGUCCCGCUUGGCGAAGAGUUCCGCUUGGGCCGCAGCAGCAAGUGCACGGCGGUGGUGUCGGACAGCUUCGUAAGCAGCAUUCAGUUCACCGUCGUGCGCACCGUCUCGGCGGCGACGGGGCAGGAGCUGCACAACACCCCCCGCGGCGGAGAGCGCCCGCGUCGCAGUAAGACCUUCACCGUUACCCUGUACGACCGCAGCGCCAACGGCACCUACGUGAACGUGAAGAAGAUCGGCAAGGAAAAGAACUGCGUCUUGCGCGACAAGGCCCUCAUUACCUUUCGGCUGAGCACCUCACAAUUCUUCCUGGGCUUUGUGUUUAUGCUGACGGAUGAGCGCGGGGUGCCGUUGAAUGACCGGGACGGCACGGCGCUGCGCAGCCUGCUCGACCCGCGCCAGUCUCCGCGCCCGCACACCGGCCGACGUGCUGGUCCCGGCAAGGACAGCGGCGCCAGCAGCCAGAACACGAUCAUGGCCUCGCCGACAACCCACUCCAUCAGCGCCGCGCGUCGGGGCACGCCGCGGCAGCUCUCGACACCCGACAACUCGAGCUUUGCGAGCGGGACGCCGAACGGGUCACGGCGCGGUGGGGCCGGCGGAGGCGGAGGAGCGCCCCGUAGCAGCCGCAACGCCAGCGGUAGUCGCCACCCACACCGUGAGACGAUCGAGUGGAAGAUCGGGGAGGAGAUGCUAGGCAAGGGCGGCAAUGCGGAGGUGUACUUGGGCAUCAACCUCACCAAUGGUCAGCUGAUCGCCGUAAAGCGGGUGCGGCUGCCGACGGUGGCGCACGGCCACGACGCAGAGGAAGACCCGGAGGCGAAGGCUAUUGUACAGCAGUACCGCUCCCUGCAGGAGGAGAUCAACGUGCUGUCCAAGGCGACGCACCCGAACAUCGUGCAGUACUACGGCUCCUCGCAGAACGCCCUGUACUUCAACAUUCUGUUGGAGUUCGUGCCGGGCGGCUCGCUGCGACACCUUCUCGACAACUUCGGCGCCCUCAGCCCCGGGGUGAUUCUGUCCUACCUGCACCAAGCCCUCGACGGUCUCGCCUACCUGCACCGGCACAACAUCGUUCACAGCGACCUCAAAACGGCGAAUAUCCUCAUUACGGAAAAGGGUAAGGUGAAGCUAACGGAUUUUGGCACGGCGCGGCUGCUGAGCCGCCCCCACGCCACCGCCGCGGCGGCCGCGGCAGCCGCCAGAGGCGCCGGUGGCGACACGCACAGCGCUACGUCGCGCGGUACGUCGGCGCAGCGCAACGACGACGUCGCCUCUGGCGGUGCGGGAGGCGGUGGUACGCUGCACGUCGCCGGCACGCUCCGCUGGAUGGACCCGGCGCUCUUCCACAACGCCAACACAAACCCUGAUGGCCAAACGGACGGCGCGUCUAGCACCGGCAACGACGUUGGCAAGCUAGGCGGGCCCACCAAAGCCGGAGAUAUUUGGUCAGUCGGCUGCACGAUGAUUGAGAUGAUGUCCGGCGAGGCGCCGUGGUACGAGUACGACUUCGAGAGCGAGGAGCAGAUUGUGAACCUGUUGACCUACACAGCUGACCCGCCCGAGAUUCCGGAGUGCCCCGAGUGCCCGGACUUGGUGUGGAUGGCGCAGCGGUGCCUGCAGCUCGAUCCCACCCGUCGACCCACCUGUGUCGAGUUAAUUCAGCUGGUGGAGGAGGCUACGGCACGGCUGCAAACACUGCCGAUGAGUCCAUCGGCCAGCCCGUCGCGUGAGGUGUCGCCGCAGCCGCCGGCGACGGGAGGGGCGGCCGCGUCUGGCGUCAACGGUGGUGCGAGUGCACACAAUGGAAGCUUCACCUAUGCCACCCAACCACCACCACAGCAUCAGCAGCCACAGCCACAGCCGCAGCAACAGCAAGGUGUCAGCGGUGCGCAACCCGCGGCGCCGACGGUGGCGGCAACACCGACUUCGGCCACAUCACCCGCCUCAGAGGACCGCCGUCGCAGCGGGCGCGUGGGGGACUCGACAUCCGCCUCGAUGAGCAUCUCGGCGGCGGAUGUCGCCAAUUACGUGCAGAUGUCUUAA